Molecule: messenger RNA, 1474 nt
Organism: Papilio xuthus (Asian swallowtail)
Lineage: Eukaryota; Metazoa; Arthropoda; Insecta; Lepidoptera; Papilionidae
Product: leucine-rich repeat-containing protein 70
Exons: 3
Coding region: 234-1466 (410 amino acids)
Cellular component (GO): extracellular matrix
Molecular function (GO): protein binding
Source: RefSeq, a predicted model, not a curated record
AACUCAUUCGAUAGGACCGCACCUUUGCGAUCACACUAGCAUGUAUAAAAGUAAUCUAUAUUUAUAUAUAAAAGAUAAUUUGCUAUCUUAUCUUGUACAUACACUCGAAGACAGCGAUUCUUACAUUGCUCUAUUUAUGUGUGAAAGUAUGCGUCAGUGCAGUUAACAUGUUAUUGGAAAUAACAGUAAAUCAUAAUGCUGAGUUACUGUGAAAGUGCAGUGGUGCAAGGAAAAUGGGGAUGAAUUUAUUUAUGUUUAUUUUGUACAUUGCUGCGUGUGCGGGAGAAAGUGUUUGCCCUAAGCAAUGUGACUGUGACAUGGAAAAUGAACUGAACAAAGCUACGUGCGUGGACCAGAACAUCGUUAGUGUAGGGGUGGGGGUGCCCAAACAAGUUCAAGUGUACAGUUUGAGCCAUAAUGUUAUUAGUGAACUUGACAACUUUUGCUUCAAGGAACUCGGCUACACAUCAAUACAGAUUUUGAAUCUAUCUUACAAUCUAAUAUUUUGGAUCGGGCUGCACGCUUUCGCUGGCCUUGACAGUUUAGUUUAUUUGGAUCUGAGCAACAACAGGCUCCGUUAUAUUCCAGCUGAUCUGUUUUGGGAUACACCGCAACUAGACACAUUGGAUCUAUCGGGAAAUGUGUUUGAAAACCUUAAAAAUGAACCUUUUUUAAUGCAUACGAAUUUGCAGAUAUUAAACCUCAACAACUGCCGUAUAAAAUCAUUGCCCGAUAGACUCUUCACUCGACUGCCAAAUUUAAAAAAGAUAGAUUUAAGCGAAAAUUAUAUGAUCUCCAUAAAUGUAGAUGUUUUACGUCCAUUGAGAAAGUUGGAGAGAAUAGAACUGCGUAAUGAAUAUUGGCAGUGUAAUCCUAGUUUUAUAGCUGUCGAGUCGUGGAUCAUGUCUCGAGGGAUAACAUACACUAGGCAGUGUAAAAAGAAACUACCAAAAAUGUCAGAGAAAAUGAUUUCAAUGGUAACCGAAACGAGAGAACCAAUUGAUAUAAAUCGCGUUUGGAAUAUAACAAAAAAUGAAACAAAACCAGCGCCGACACAAACAACACCUUUGACACCUUUUAAGAAAUUCGAUAAAGAAUUCUCGGCGUUUCAAGCGUUCGUUAUUGGUUUAGAAGUGGGUCUUGCUAUCGGUGUGGUUGGCACAUACAUAUGGCUACGACAGUUCUGCAAAUGUGGUAAUCUGUUUUGUUCACGCACCGACACGAGACAACAGCGCAGAAGAACACGUAGACUUAACGACAGCGAUUUGAGAGCUAAUUUGUUAUGGAACAAUAUUUUGAAUCCUAAUUUAGAAACUCCACCUCAGUUCCGAAGGCAAUUGUCUCUGCCUGAAAGAGAAGCGGUACCUGAGGGCGGACAGCGUGUGGUACAAGCUGAUGCGAUUAGAGUUCCAAAUCGCUCGGAGACUCCGCCCCCGCCUUACAGUGAAUGUAGAAUUAAUAUUUAGGUAUAAAA